GGGUAACCUCAAUUAGGUCCUAAGUUUCAUUGUUUUCAUAUUGUUUAAAGAAGCAGGAUUAUUUUGCUGAGCCUCUGGAAGUGGGGCCCGUUCCUUGGUUGGACGAUUUCCACUGAAAUCCACAGAGGCACACAUUAUUAGUCAACAGGGGCCACAGUCCAGUUUUCAAAGAGCCUUUUUUCCUCAUGAGAAAUACCAGAAAACACAAGGUCUGUAAGCACAGCCCCACUUGGCUCUUUCUGGCAUGAAACUCCUCCCUGAAUCACAUGUAAGAAGGAGAAAAGGCUCAGGAUGUGCCAUCGCAUCAUGAUAGUGAUUAUUUUAUUUAAUCAGAACGACUUGAGCAACCUCUGAAUGGACGUUGGCACUUCCUGCAGAUACACUGGUGGAGCUUCAUAAUGGCUGAUUGGGACUAUGACUAUCUGAUCAAACUGCUGGCUCUGGGGGACUCGGGGGUGGGAAAGACCACCUUCCUCCACAGGUACACCGACAACAAAUUCAACCGCAAGUUCACAACUACAGUGGGCAUUGACUUCAGGGAAAAGAGAGUGAUGUACACAGGGACAGGUGCUGAUGGGACCACUGAGAGAAAUUUCAAAGUCCACCUACAGCUUUGGGAUACAGCAGGACAAGAGAGGUUCCGCAGCCUCACUACAGCUUUCUUUAGAGACGCCAUGGGUUUCCUGCUGAUGUUCGACUUGACUAAUCAGCAAAGUUUCCUCAACGUCAGGAGCUGGAUGAGUCAGCUACAGGCCAACGCGUACUGUGAUAGUCCAGACAUCGUGUUGGUGGGCACCAAGGCAGACCUCCGAGAUAUGAAGGAUGUUCACACCAGACAGGCCAGAAAUCUGGCAGAUAGAUACGGCAUUCCCUACUUUGAGACGAGUGCAGUGACGGGUGUUGAUGUGGACCAUGCAGUGACCACCCUGCUGGAUCUUGUAAUGAAGAGGAUGGAGCAGAGCACUUAUGGGGGCCGCGUCUCUGAACCAAACGGCAGCCCCGUCGCCAGCAAUGAAGUGGAGGAGGCCCCUGUCAGGAGGAGGUGCUGCUGAUGUUGCCACCAGCAGCCACUCUUUUCACAAUUGCCCCAGCUAACACUGCAUGUUACUAUGUUACUGUUUUAUGGAGCUUGACUAGGGUGCCUGCUAGGUGAGGCAGAAGAUUAUUAGAGAUCAUAAAAUCAGCUUAAAUGUGAUCAAUACUUGAGAGGACUUGAACUGUGGAGAUCUGGCCCAUUUCACUUAAAGCAAUAUUGUUAUUACAGUGUGAAUCCCUCUUUUGGUAUUUGCUCUCUGUAAUGUUAUUUAUUCACAGCCUGCUGUUAACGGAGUAAGAGGAGGGAGAGGAAGAUUACAAGACUUUAAAGUUUGUAUAUUGUAACUGAAUAUAGGUAUAACUGUAAAAAUGGCGGUUUUAAAGACACACACAAAAAACAACAACUGAUUUAUCAUCUUCAAAUGGAUCAUAUCAGAGAAAAAUACUGUUUUUAUUUGACACACUUAGGCAUUGAUGGAAGGAAUAUGCAGGCACAUAACGUAUAUUUAUCAUGGAGUAUAAUCAAAAACAUUUAAGACAUGGUUACAUUUCUUUUAUGGAUAAUUGUUUUUGUUAGAACAACCAAGAUAGCAAAGUCCCUUACAUGAUUUAUGACUUUUAUACGACAUGUACAUAAGCAGCCAAGCUUUUUUAUGCAUUAUGGAACAAAGUUGCCAUGCAGAUAAAACACAAGUACAAGAAUGUUAAAGGGUUGUUGGAACGAAUCCUGUAUAGUGCUGCAUUUGGAAUAAAGACAUUAUAUGUGUUUAGGUUAUGUAUGUCACGGUCUUGUCAUUUAAAUGUAAAUGCACAAAAAGUUAUACUGACUGGAAUUACAAUCCUCACAGAUGUUGUUAGCAUCAUUAUCAUUUAGACACAUUCUACACAUCGACUUUGAAAGUGAGGAGAAACUUUUUGUAGGAGGAAAAUGUCCAGCAUUCAUGUCAGCGCCAGUGAAUUUUUCAAACAAAUCGAUCUAUAGGAGAACAAUCAUGGAGUCACAAAUAAAUUCCACUACAUUACUUCGGUUCAAGCCAUAAAAGCAAAAGUUUGAAAUAAUUUUCUGUGCCACAAAAAGUGAUAUUCAACAGCAAAUUCAACAUCAAAUAAGGGAUAUUCCACUUCUUCUACAAUAAUACUUGCGGUUAGUUUUCACAUAGUGUCCAACAUCCCAAAUCAAUCUGUAUCAAGCUAAAGCAACAUUUUUCCUCUAAACACAUGGUCUUUGGUGUAUCUACAAAACAUUCCUAAUGAAGGGACUAAAGAACUUAUUCUUAAAUGUACACAUCUAUGACAUCAAUUAAAUUGUUUAAAAAUCAGCUAUUCAAACGUUUUUCAUCAGAUAUGUGUUUUCAUGGUUGUUGUGGUGACUGCACUGUGAUUUGGAGACGAGAUAUAAAAAUUUAGUAUCUGAAAUGUUCAUCUUGCCUAAGGAGACAGACAAAAAACACUUUGUGUAGGACUCGAUGGCAAGCAAAGGCCUGCCAUCUGAAUGAGCACAAGAGCACACUACAUCUGGUAAAUGUGAAUGCCUUGCCCUGUGUAUUAAACCUCUGCCUAAACCAGAAUUUGCAAGAAGGAGCACAUGUUGCAGAGUCAUGAGAUGGUCAUGUGGCCAGCUUUUACAGUUUGGGCUCAGACAUCCUGAACCCCACAUCCACCAAUCUGCUUCAGUCUGGCAUGAUAGGGUGGACUGUUUUUGAGAAAGAUUAUCGACAUGUACAAAAAAUAAAGCUUGUUCAUUUUUAAGUUGAUCUGUAGAGGUUUGGUCCCAUGUGGAAUAUAGCAGUAGUGUUAUUUUAUAUCCUUCAAAUAUCUCUCAUACAAAGACACUGGUGAUAUUCUUAAGGAAUACACCAUCAGGAAUACAAACAAUAGCAAAGAACUAAAUAUUACCUUCAAAACAAUCUUCAAAAAGGUUGUAUAAAACUAGCCUAAAAGAUUUGUUAGUGCCUCACAUGCAAUGCCAUUUAAAUGGAUCAUGCUCUUUAUACAAGAUGCAGUAAAUCAUGUAACAUUCAUUCAUUCCUCUGUUUUAUGUCACAAAUAUUGGAACUGAUAUGGUUAUAUCAUCAGUAAAUCACUUUCCCCAUUCAACAAAGGCUCUAUAAUGAAUAGUGUGGUCUCUUUGUUAAUAUUUUCAGAAUUGAAAUAGUAAUUGAAACCUCAAGAUUUGUUGUUGGUACCUAAAUAAUUGAAGAAACUGCGUCCAAAAUGUUAUAUUUCCUGAUGUUUUAGCCACGCUAGCAAUUUAGGUUACAGGAUGGUCCUAGUCUGGUACCAAUCUAGUCAAACUUGAUAUUUUUAUCCUAUUAUUGGUGAGCAUUACAAAAUAUUGUCUACAUUUUUCAUUGAUGCAACAAUUUUUUUCCCUGUUAAUUGUAAAUUCAAAUUUAGCUUGUGAAGAUUCACACAUCACACUUUUCACCACAGAAAACUAGUUCUUACAUAAAUAUUAGUUUCUAAUAGUAACUUAUUACUAUUAGUAGUAGUAGUUACUAAUGGUAGUUACUAACUCCAUUUAUUUACACCUGCUGAACUGCCAGCUGUAAUUGUUGCACAGCUAACUGAAUCAACUGACAUUGACAAACUAAUGUCAUCUUGCUUGUAUAUGAGAUUUAGACUUAAAGGUCAGGUGUGUAGCAUUUAGUAUCUAUUGAGUUAGGGUUGAAGAUUGCAAGCAACCUUUCAAACACAAAGGAGAAACCUUGGUGGCCAUUAAACUCACAAAAAGUGUAAAAGGCCCUCUCUAGAGCCAGUGGCUGGUUUAUCCAUUUAGGGAUACUGUACAUGGUGCUACUGUGGAAGAGGACACUCUCUCUGUAGGUAUAAAGGGCUAAUUCUAUGGUAACAAAAACACAAUGAUUGGUAUUUUCAGGUGAUUAUACUAAUAAAAACAUAGUUAUGCAUAUUAUGUUCCAUUUCUUCCACAUUCUGCCAACAGAUCCCACUAAAUGUUACACACUGGACCUUUAAGAGUAAAAGAGAUGAUGGAAUUCGGUUGACGCACAGCUGUGAAAUGAUGUACACUUGGGAAAUUUUAAAUUGCACUUUGCAAAAUAAUAUAAUACAUCUGAAAUUACAAAAUCCAGUCAGUAAUGUUAUACUAAAUGACCGAAUAACACGUUAUUGAUUUUCCAAUCAUGCUAAUCUGAUGACUAUCUUAACUGAGAAAUAUAAAUAUACAUAUAUCUCUGUAUGCAUAUAAAAUAAAGUCAUUCCUACAUUUCCAUUGGACGAGGAGAUGUAUGCACCCAAUAACUACCUUUGGAAGUUAGAUCACAGCUUACAAUAAUUCAUUUACAAGCAAAGAUAUUGGGUUUUAAAGGAAUAUUUCAAUAGUAUGCUUGUUUCCUUUCUCGCAAGAGUUCGUUGAGAAAAUCGCCAUAGAAUGAUGCUGCAACUAGCAGCUAGCUAGCUAGGCAUAAACACUGGAAAUAGAGGAAACAGCUAGCCUGGAUCUGUCUUAAGAUAACCAAAUCUGACUACCAGAACCCCUAACGCUAACUAUUGUUAUAUCGUUUUUGUUCUAAAUACAAAAAAAAAAAAAAA
This is a messenger RNA of Larimichthys crocea (large yellow croaker), 4587 nucleotides long. Its product is annotated as ras-related protein Rab-27B. Lineage: Eukaryota; Metazoa; Chordata; Actinopteri; Sciaenidae. The record is from RefSeq and is a predicted model, not a curated record. The transcript has 6 exons. The coding region runs from base 399 to 1052 and encodes 217 amino acids. Gene Ontology annotation, molecular function: GTPase activity; GTP binding.